This is a messenger RNA of Effrenium voratum, 1917 nucleotides long. NCBI's taxonomy places the organism in Eukaryota, Dinophyceae, Suessiales, Symbiodiniaceae. The record is from the annotation of a GenBank genome assembly.
AGCGUACGAGUGGCUCCCAUGUGGCUUUCGGCGUGCUGAGCGCGCGCCUGCAUGGGUGAGUGCCCGCCGCACUCUCUGUGCCCAGGGCAGCCUGCUUGCAGAGGCGCGAUGGACCUCCUGGCGCAGUACAGUGACAGCGACGGGGAGGAGAAGAAGCCGCCAGCCAGCCUGCCCGUGGGGGCGGCGCCCAAAGCGGCGGCCCGAAAGCCUAUCCCCGGCGUCGACCUGGCGCUGCUGCCGGCCGUGGAUGCGGCGCCGGAGGUAGACACGCUGGGCCAGAGCUUAGUGGCGAAGUGGGCCUACAACACCUCGGAGAAGCGGAUUUUGACCAAUCCCAAGAUCGAGGCGCUGAGCAAGCCGCUGAAGGGGCCCAUCCCGGAGGGCAAGCUCACUUUGGAGGAGAGCUUCAACAACCACAAGAUGGGCCGCGUGGAGAAGGCGGCCAUGAGCAAAUUCGCGUUCGAUGAGCAGUAUCUCACCUUCCACAACUUUGGCUACGCCGCCAACCCGUGCAGACAGAUCCCCGAGGGUCAGGAGGUUUUGGUCAGCGGCGAAGCUGACCACCAGCCGGGGCGGGGGAUCUGGGACAAGCCGCGGAGAGGCAAAAGGCAGAGGAUAGAAGGGCCGGACAUGGAAGAGGGCAAGGCCAACGCGGAAUCGGCCAAGUGGGGCGGCUUCAUCGACGGGGAUGUGGUGCGGAAGCAGCUGGAGGUGGAGGUCAAGGCCCGAGAGGAGGAGGUGGCCAGAAAGGCGGAGGAGGAGAAGGCGGUGGAAGGUGAGGAGCGCGAGACAAAGGAGCGCGUGACCUCAAUCUUCCACGGCGGCAAGGAAACCGACUAUGCCGGCCGCUCAUGGAUCGACAACAAGACCCACAUCACCAAAGACGUGGACGACAAGCAGUGCUUUCUGCCAAAGAAGUGGGUCCACACUUGGACAGGGCACACCAUGGGGGUGUCGAAGAUCAAGUGGUUUCCGAAGACUGCCCACCUGCUGCUCUCGGCGGGCAUGGAUGGCAAGAUCAUGAUCUGGGACUACCACAACCAGCGCAAGUGUCUUCGGACCUACUUUGGCCACGAUCAGUCUGUCCGCGACAUUGCCUUCACUGCCGAUGGGCGCCGCUUCUAUAGCGUGUCCUACGACAAGAACAUCCAGUACUGGGAUACCGAGACAGGCAAAAUUAUUGCCACCUUCACGAACAAGAAGACACCCUUUUGCGUGUCGGUGCAUCCUGAUGAGUCUCAGCAGAAUGUCAUCGUGACGGGUUGCUCCAACAAGAAGGCGGUGCAGUGGGACUCCAACACUUGCACCAUCACCCAGGAGUAUGAUGAGCACAUGGGUGCCGUCAACACCGUGACGAUCUGCGAAGAUGGGAAACGUCUUCUGACAUCCUCGGAUGAUAAAAAGAUGUUCCUCUGGGAGUUCGGCAUUCCAGUGGUUGUGAAGCACAUCGCUGAGCCGACAAUGCAUUCCAUUCCCCAGAUCGUCCUGAGCCCGGACCAGAAGUAUGUAAUCGGGCAGUCCAUGGACAACAAGAUCAUCGCCUACGAGGCCUUUGGGCGGUUCAAGUACAUCGCCCGCAAGACCUUUAGGGGGCACAUCAACGCUGGCUAUGCCAUCACGCCCGGAUGGUCCGCGGACGGCAAAUGGGUCAUGUCCGGGGACGCGGAUGGCAAGCUUUGGUUUUGGGAUUGGGCCAAGUGCAAGAACUACCGGGUGCUGAAAGCACACGAUGGUGUCUGCAGUGGCGCUUUGUGGCACCCUCUGCAGACCUCGCGGGUCGUGUCCUGCGGCUGGGACGGCGCCAUUAAGCUCUGGGACUGAGCGCUGAGCGCCGAGAGAUCGCGCGCCGCGAGUUCGAGUUUGCGCCGAGUUAGUGACUCACGCGGUGUGGGGGCCUGGGCUUCUGGGAAUAGCUGA